CUCAGCGACGGCGGCGGCGGCGGCCGGAGCCGGGAGCAGCGCGGCGGAGGAGGAGGAGGAGGAGGAGGAGGAGGAAGGGGGGGGCGGCACGGGCCCGGCCUCGGCCUGCCCCGGGCCUGUCCGCGCCCUCGGAGGCCGCCAUGGAGCUGGAGGUGCCCGAGGAGGCGGCGGAGGGCUCGGCCGCGGCGGGGGCCGGUGCCGGCGCCAUCAGCCCGGAGGGCCCGGACGCGGCAGGAGGUCUGGCACCAAAGAAAGCAGCCAUCACUGAGGGACCAUCGCUUCCAGGACAGCCUGGCCAAGGAAAGAAGAUAGGCCAUCGAGGUGUUGAUGCUUCUGGUGAAACCACUUACAAAAAGACCACUUCAUCCACUCUGAAGGGGGCCAUCCAGCUAGGGAUUGGAUAUACUGUCGGCAAUCUGAGCUCCAAGCCGGAGAGAGAUGUCCUGAUGCAGGACUUCUACGUGGUGGAGAGCAUUUUUUUCCCGAGUGAAGGAAGUAAUCUUACCCCGGCUCACCAUUACGCUGACUUCAGGUUCAAAACCUAUGCACCGGUGGCUUUUCGGUACUUCCGAGAACUCUUUGGGAUUCGUCCAGAUGAUUAUUUGUAUUCAUUAUGUAAUGAGCCUCUGAUAGAGCUGUCAAACCCUGGUGCCAGUGGCUCUCUCUUCUAUGUCACCAGCGAUGAUGAAUUCAUCAUAAAAACUGUGAUGCACAAGGAAGCUGAAUUCCUCCAGAAGCUCCUUCCUGGCUACUACAUGAACCUGAACCAGAAUCCACGGACGCUGCUGCCAAAGUUUUAUGGACUGUACUGUGUGCAAUCAGGGGGCAAAAAUAUCCGCGUGGUGGUGAUGAACAACAUUCUGCCUCGUGUGGUGAAAAUGCACCUGAAAUUUGACUUGAAAGGCUCAACCUAUAAGCGCCGGGCAUCCAAGAAGGAAAAAGAAAAGUCCAGCCCCACAUACAAAGACCUGGACUUCAUCCAAGACAUGCCCGAGGGCCUGAUGCUGGAUGCAGACACCUUCAGCGCGUUGGUGAAGACGUUGCAGCGAGACUGCCUGGUGUUGGAAAGUUUUAAAAUCAUGGACUACAGCCUCCUGCUCGGGGUUCAUAACAUAGACCAGCAAGAACGGGAGCGGCAGUCCGAGGGAGCCCACAGCACGUCGGAUGAGAAGCGCCCCGUGGGGCAGAAGGCACUUUACUCCACAGCCAUGGAGUCCAUCCAGGGGGGGGCUGCCCGGGGGGAGUCCAUAGACACAGACGACACGAUGGGAGGAAUCCCAGCAGUGAAUGGCAAAGGAGAGCGUCUCCUGCUCCAUGUAGGAAUCAUCGAUAUUCUUCAGUCAUACAGGUUCAUCAAGAAGCUGGAACACACCUGGAAGGCCCUUGUCCAUGAUGGGGACACAGUGUCAGUACACAGACCCAGCUUUUAUGCAGAGAGAUUCUUCAAAUUCAUGACCAACACGGUGUUUCGAAAAAAUUCCUCUCUGAAGUCAUCUCCCUCAAAGAAAGGGCGUAGUGCCUUGCUAGCUGUCAAGAUGCCUGGUCCAACGGCUGCGUUCUCAGCUAGCCAGCUCCCCUCUGAAAAGGACGAAACGCAGUACGACCUCCGUGCAGCCAGGAGUUACCCCACCCUUGAUGAUGAAGGCAGGCCAGACCUGCUCCCCUGCACACCUCCUUCCUUUGAAGAAGCUACCACGGCCUCCAUAGCCACAACACUCUCUUCAACAUCUCUCUCUGUUCCUGAGCGAUCCCCCUCGGAGACAUCUGAGCAGCCCAGGUACAGGAGGCGCACACACUCCUCAGGGCAGGAUGGCAGGUCACACGAGGAGGUGCGGGUUGAAGAGGAGCUUCAGCAGAUCAGCGUAGAGCUGGAGCCCAAGUGUGAUGUUGAGAUCGUAGCUCCUGAAGAAGACGACAAAGAGGAGGCGGCUUCUUCAGCCUGUGCCAUUGGAACAUCCACGGCUACAAUAGAGGUGGAGACGGCCAGCCAGGCCUCCGAACCAGCCAGCCAGGCCUCGGAUGAAGAUGACGUGCCAGUCACAGACAUAUACUUUUUCACAGAUGGGAGGUACUGGAUUUACUCUCCCCGACAGCGCAGACUCCGAACCACCUCGCUUUCCUCUGGGACUCCGACAGACGAGAGGAGUUGGGUUUACUCCCCGCUCCACUAUAGCGCUCAGCUCCACUCUGUCUCCGAUGAGGAGAGCGAUACAUAAUCUCUAUGCAGACACAGAAGCCCCAGAGAGCAGCGAUUCCCUCUGCAGGUCGAUGUGUUCCCUUUUCGUUGAUGCAGCCGUUCCAGUGGGAUGGGGAAGAGCUUGCCGACACCAGUAUUGCUGCACUGCAGGAUCCCGGGCACUGCAUUUCAGAAAGGAGCAAAACUAUAACCGUCUAUUUCUACUUCUCCCAGAUGUGGGCAGCAAAGAAACCACCCACUCACCCGCAGCUCCCAACGGAGACAUCCAGCUGGGUGUAGAGAAUCCUGGGUAGUAACACAGUGUUUUCCAGAUGUGCACUACCGUAGCUACCUAUCCAUGUGUAAUACUGUGAACCUUUUUAAUUUUUUAAUCAUGUAUUUAUUUCUUUUAUCUUUGCACAGACAGCACAAAUGUGCUUUUUUAAACAUUUAGUUUACUGCACUUUUUUUUUUUUUUUUUUUUUUGGGUUGUCAUAUAUUUGUGCAUCAGAAAGGAGGGUGAGACCUCACUGGAGAAUUAAUUGGUAGGAGCACGUUGCUGGGGAGGGCAGGGACCGGAGUGGUCUUCCCUUGAGGCAGCAGCGUGGUCUGACCAACUGAUGGAGUCGGGAGGUGUGAGGCUGUCCAGGCUCUGCCACGGUUUUGCCGAGUGACCUAAGGCAAGUCACUUAACCACUCUGUGCCUCGGUUCCCCUGUGCUGAUGGGUGUGCAGCUCCCACUUCCGUUAAAGCACUUAAAGCCUGGGAUGAAAGGUGCUAUGUAAAUGCCAUGUAUUAAAGGCCAUCGAGUAGAAUUGCUCCCACGUUACAGUAGUCCAAAGUAGCCAUGCCAAUUCACUCGGAUUCAAAAAUCGCUAGUGACUUCUCUAGAUCUGUGACACUGUGCGGGGGAAGCAAGCGAUUCCUGGCAACGCUGACGUGGUCACCUCGGCUCUCUGGACGUCGCAAUGGCUUCAGCCUUCACCUUCACGCUGCUGUCACCCCGUCCCUCUGUGCUUGGGAGCCCACGCUUCGUCCCGCCGGCCGCGCCAGGCAUGGACAGAUGAGGACUGGGCACCUCCUCCAGGGACCGUCCCCGCUCUGCCAGCCCCGGCGUGGCUCGCCCGGACCCCGCAUCCCACUGGAGCCACUUCGCACCUCGCAUGCUCACGGGUGUAUCCGACCGCCAGUGACUCGGGGGUCGCGGACACUGGGUUCACACGUAUCCUCCGUACCUCAGGGCAGUCAGGGAGCUGCGUGCACGUCCGCGCCUGCUGGAGGCAGAAACCAAGCACCUGGCUCCAGCACCCGGGUGCGCCGGGCGGCGUUGUGUGCACGGACUCUGUUGGACACACAGCUGGGUGACUCGGACGUUGCCUGUGGCAAUGUCUGCUGUUGGAAAUGGCUGCUUCGGAUGUCUGAGACACGGAUAGUUUGCUCUUUGAGGGCUGCACGCUGUAGCCAAGACAAGAUUUGGUGUCACUUGGCAGUGCUCGGUUUAGGCUCGUCCUCCUGUCAGCAGGACACCGUAGCAUCUUGAACUCCAGCAGUCCCAUCCUCUCCCAGAGAGAAGAAAUGGAACCCUUUAGACAAGGAGGAGACAGGUCUUGUUUGUGUGCUUCACAUGCCAAGAGAGGGGGUCAAAAUCUCUUUAUUCUCAUCACAAUCUUCAGCUGUCCUUGGGAUUCCUUGUAGAGGGGUGUAGAAGAGGAACCCUCCUUCUGGGGCUCUGUCCCUUUCCAUCUGUCUUCGCAGCAGCACUCAGGACUGGGUAAUUCAGGUCCCAGAAGGGAACCAGGCUGGUGGGAAGCUCUUCCCCUCUGCGAGGCGAUGAAGUUGGCGAGGAUCUUUGUGAAUUGACAUUGUUUCUUGCCUAGAAGUACGGGACCCAAACUUCACCCCAUGCCUGCAGAUGCUGAAGGCUGUACAGGGUGCUGCUCUCGGAGUGCAGGCUGGGGGUCUUGCAAGCUGCUGCCGUUAGAUGUAUCCAUGUAUUUACCAAAUAAUCUAUCAAAAGUCUUUCAAGACAUUCUCCCCUUUCAGUCGCUACUUGACAGCUUGUUCAUCCAGCUCGUGGCAUCGCUCCAUGACAGCCCCUUCAGUAGGCUGGGGAACAGCUCCCAACCCACCCCGUGUCCCUGUGCCAGCCCGGGGGGGUGCUGCAGGCUGCGUGUUCGGCGCUGCGGGGGGCUCAGUAGUUGGGCAGAGGGGAGCCGGGAGUAGUGCAAUACCUACAGACUAACGUGCCUCUGGGCUGAAAGCGUGAGGCUGCAAAAUGCUGGAAAUUCAGCCUUUGUUUCCUCCAGAAGCCCGAUGCUGCACUUGGAGAGGCCGGAGGUUCCCGUGUCCCUUCUGCAUCUUCAGGUGUCGCUCUCGGGCGCUGCACUGGGGAACUCAGCCCCGGGAGGGAGCCGGGAGGCUGGGCUCAGCCGAGCCCCAGCUCCACGGGCACCUCCUAGGGUUAGCUGCAGCAGGCCUUGCCCACCAACAAAAAUCAAGCAUCUUGGUAAAGAUGGUUCAGGCAUCACUGAAAUCAGGACUUCUUUCCUUCCCUGCAUUUCAGGGGUCUCUAAAGCUGCUUUGCCUCUGUGCAGGAAGCGUCUGAGCCCAACCUUCAUAGAGUAUCCCAGUGAAUGAACUUUGCAGGCUCAAGCUAGCUUGGUCCCGGAGGAUAUGGGGAAGCCCAAAUCUCCUUUUGCAGCACGUUCAUUCCAGCUGUUGUCGUUCUUCAGGUGUCCAGGCUUUUUGAGACAAUCCUUCUGUGUGCAAUCCUACAAUGCUGAACCCUUUGGAGCGAGCAGGUCUGUAAAAGAUGAGAGCAAAGGGAUGGGAGCAACUUUGUCAAUGUGAGUGGGGAAAAAGGAGCCUUCUUUUAGGGAGAUGCUGAUCCCAAAUGGAAACUACUCCUUGCCAGGCCCAUGCACACUUCUUGCUGUCAUCUCCUGCCCAAGUGUCUGUGCUGGAGAGCAGCUGAGCCUUGACAAGGCUACAGGACGCUGGGGUUCAAUGCUUGCUCCUUACCCACCUCUCUGUGCUAUUCCUGCCCACUGCAGUGGGGGAGCACUGGGGGGCACUUCCCAUGCCUUGUCAGUGCUGCCUUUGCAGGGCAGAGUCGGAGGAAGGGAAGGACUGGGUCUUGCCCUUGGGGAAGAUCCUCAGCCCUUCUUUGGGGAGGAGAGCCCUUGCCCCUCCUUGGCCUGAGCAUCUCAGCUGUGCCCAGCUCACCUGCGGAGCGGGUCUUGUGUGUUUUUGCUAGGGCUUUCUCUAGUGCCCCAGAAGAUCGCUGCCUCGUGCUGUCACCAGCAUACCCCUACAUCUCGAAAAAGGCACCGCAUCUCCUGCUGCUCCACGGGCGCAGGACUCGAGGGCUCCAGGGCUGUUUCUGCUUUCAGCCAUCACCGCCUCCUCGGUGCCUGGGGUCGCACGUUGGCUCCGGGCACGGGGCUGGCACUGUUGUGGCAGGGCCUGGGUCACCCUCGGUGCCCGCUGGGCUCCCGAAAUGUGCCGUGGCCCUGCCCAGCACCCUCUGCUCCCCGCUCAGCGUCACCUCCAGCUCUGGCCCAGCCGGACACAAGCCGCGGCCCCCAGGCCCUGGCUCGUGUCUGAUUUUCUCCCUGUUGCUGUCUCCAUCAGCCCCGGGUCUCCUCUAUCGGAUGCUCGUGCUCCCGCUCAUUUCCCACGUCCGCUCCGUGCGUGCACCGUGUAAUGAAUGUAUGUAAUUAGGGGGGGCCGAAAUGGGAUGCCGACCGGGGGUGUUGUCAUGGCUCUCUUCUUUAUUAUUUUUUUUGGGGGGGGAGAAAGGUUACGUCAUGAGCGCUUUUUUCUUUUCCUCGUUCUGUUGGUUUUUUUUUGUUGUUGGUUUUUUUUUUUUUUUUUUUCCGUU
Molecule: messenger RNA, 6059 nt
Organism: Anas platyrhynchos (mallard)
Lineage: Eukaryota; Metazoa; Chordata; Aves; Anseriformes; Anatidae
Gene: PIP5K1C
Product: phosphatidylinositol-4-phosphate 5-kinase type 1 gamma
Biological process (GO): phosphatidylinositol phosphate biosynthetic process
Cellular component (GO): plasma membrane
Molecular function (GO): 1-phosphatidylinositol-4-phosphate 5-kinase activity
Source: RefSeq, a predicted model, not a curated record